Messenger RNA from Amphibalanus amphitrite, 1632 nucleotides. RefSeq lists its product as uncharacterized. Bases 53 to 397 code for a protein of 114 amino acids. The transcript has 3 exons. The record is from RefSeq and is a predicted model, not a curated record. Lineage: Eukaryota; Metazoa; Arthropoda; Thecostraca; Balanomorpha; Balanidae.
CUGCCGAUAUUCGCUGGAGAUCAGAACACCCGAGCGAACCUCUGCAUCAGCGAUGUCGCUGAGACCAGUCCUGUUGGCUUGUACCCUUCUGCUGGCGCUCGGUGUCGUCCGAGGCCAGGGCAGCUGGUUCGCUGCAGAUGACACGGACACCCUCUCAGAAAUCGACUACGAGGAGGAAACCGACCAGUUCAGGAACAAACGACAGAGCAUCUUUGAUGAAAAGGAGGAAUUGCGCAGAAACUGCCUGAGAAAAUCUCGGCAGGCGUGCUGUCCCCUGCUGAAGAAGGACGCCGUCAAGUUUGCUGCCUGUGUGAAGGACUACAGCUGGUCCAACAAGGACAAGGAUCGGCCUGGCUGCCCUAACUACCCCCGCUGUCCCGGCUUCACACGGGGAUGAAGCAGCAUGGGCGUGUGAAGGAUUAAAAAUAAACGCAACCUGCCACCUGGGCACCGUUAUCCCGAAUCGCCCGACGUUGUUUUGUUUGGGUGUUUUCUAUGAUUGGUAAGAUAAAACCACGAAGAGUCGAGGACAUAGCGAGACAUGAGUCAGGAUAUCUUGAAAUAAAGGCUUUGGAUUGAACAUGCGGGUGUCGCAACUUUUGCGGUGGGUGGUAAUGCGGCGCUCGACAUUACCAUCAGAAGUCGAUUCGGCUGAUGGUCCAAGUGACACGUAUUAGGUAGGUAACCCAGUUACGCCAGCAUGCAGUAAAAGUUAUACCUAACAUUGUUUACAUAACAUGGUAGUCCAUUGUUUGUUUGUUUUUAAGCACACUCCACCGUCCACAGCAAACCUUGCUGCUGGUAUGAUAAAGUACGUACCAUAGGCGGCGGAACGGGGGGGGGGGGGGCACUGUGCCACCCUUUGAUUGUGACAUUUUAACAUUAGCCUUAUGGGCGUUGCAUGGAAAGAAUGGGACCAAAAGUCGGCAGUGCCCCCCCCCCCCAAUUGAAGGUGUUCCACCGCUACUGGUACGUACUACUUACUACUUAGGACUAAAAAUGUUUACUGAAAGUAAACAUACCUACUCCUAAGAGAUGUCCUACUAAACUGCUCCUAAAAGAUGGUUUAACCAAAACCUAUUGCAAAAUGUCCUACACUGGGUAAAAUUAGAGAAAUAUUUCAAAAAUAUUAGGAAAAAUAUUUUUUUUUCAUUAAAUUACAUGAAAAAUAUUGUGCACAAUGUUACGUCGUACACUUAGUGACUUAGGUGUAAAGAUGGUACCCGACAGGUGUAGGAUGUUUAGCAAUAGCUUUUAUCACUCUUAUUUUAUCAAAUUAUCCUUCACAAUACCCAAGGCAUCGACAAAAUAUGGGAAACUGUGGCCUUACCUACGUAUCCAGUUCUAAACCCAAACAUAUUCGGAACUGUAUUAACCAUAACUCCAUGGAUUUCCGCUAUGCUAUACCGUAACUUUCGUUAUUUGAGGUUACCAUAUAACUUCGAUUUGAUGAACAGAAUGUGAUCUUCACGUAGAUACCUAUGCUCGGAGCUCUUUUGAAAUGCACUGUGUUUCUAAUUUUUGUGAUGCUUCUCACUUCUUCAUGUGGUGCCACCAUUGCACAGGAGCUCUUGCACGGCCUUUUUACCAGUCGUUGACUGUCACGUGGUCAAAUAAACCUUUAUGUAUGUA